AUAUUUAGAAUAUUCCCGAAGCCGCGUUUGAAAACUUUGACCAUCCCAGUCAGAGUAACGCAGGAGAGGUGUCUCAUGUCCUCACUGGAGUCCAUGAAGAAGGACUGUUUGGCAUCCAGCACCUUGUCAUCCACCUCUUUAAAAGGCACUUUAACCAAAAUUCACAGCAGGAAACAUGAAGCCCGGGAGAAGCUCUUAGCAGACAGCUCAGAGGACACGGAGGGAGACUGUAAUACUUGCAGGUGCAGUUGCAUCAGUUGCAGUCGCACGGUCCGCAGGAUCCUGGUUGCCUGCGUCAUCUCUUUCCUGGCUUUGCUUUGCUCCGUGGCCAUGGACUUCAGUUCCUCCUUGGAUCAGUGGCAGAUUACUGAGAUCUGCCUCACCGAACUGACCUCCUGCAGGCUUCAAGCGACACUCCGAAUCAUUACUCAACUCCAAAUGAUGAGAAACUCAUGCUCGUUGAGAGAGACCAACCGUGAGGUUCGAGAGAUUUUUCCAAUGCCUGAACUUCCUGAAUUGUCGACCAUCAGCCACACGUGUGCAGGUGUAAAAAUGGACGGUUUAGGGCAGCCUUGCGGUGCAGAGCUCACUGAAUUUUGUGAUGGAAUUCAAUCAGAGUUUUUUGGAUUUGUUAGCGUGAUGCAGGGAAAUGAUUCAGCAUGCAGCAACGGGUCCUGGAUUUUCACUCCUGCAAUUGAAAAGAUAUUAGACUUAUCAGGUAUAAGAAGUGUGAACAUUGGCCUUCUGAAGCACAGUGCAGACUGGACAGAAUUGAUCAUUCUGAGAUAUCUAGUUAUAUUCCAAGAGCUGAGUUAUCAAUGGCUCUUAAAUGAAGGAGGACCUGACAUACAGUAUAAAUGGUUACAGACUUUAGACACACUUAUAGUCCUCCAAGACAUAUCUGAGAAUUUCCAAAGCUGCUGGAUAGAGAACGUUGACCAGGAGCUCAACCUGAAAAACUUUUACCUCUAUAGGUCUGGUUCCUCUUUGGAAGGAGCCCAAAUGUUUAUUCUUGCCUUGGGGAGCAUCCAGAACUGCUUUCUUACAAGGAGCACGUCAACCUUAAAACUAAAAUCCAGAGACGUCUCAUCCGGCAUGAGCCUGAAGAUCUGCCUGCUCACCAUUGCAUGCCUCAUUUACCCCAUUGUGCUGCUCUCCUUCAAGCAGAUGACAGGGUGGAUCCAGGACUAUGCGCAAACUCUGAAGGAGAAAACGGAUGAUUUGAAAAUUCAGAGGCAGCUGGCUGAGGACCUCCUGCAUCAGAUGCUGCCCAAGUCCGUGGCUAGGCAGCUUCGCAAAAACAGACAUGUUGAGGCUGAGAGCUAUGACAGCGUUACCAUUUUCUUCUCAGACAUUGUGGGCUUCACUGCAAUAUCGGCCUCAUGCACACCUCUGCAAGUCGUCGAGAUGCUCAACAAUCUGUACAUGUGCUUUGAUACGCGCAUCGACUCUUACGACGUCUACAAGGUGGAGACUAUAGGUGAUGCCUACAUGGUAGUGAGUGGGCUUCCUGAGAGAAAUGGAGAUAAACAUGCCGAUGAGAUUGCCAAGAUGUCUCUGGACCUGGUGGCUGCAGUGAGGCAGGUUUUGAUUCCUCACAUGCCCAACAAACGUCUUCAGCUCCGAGCAGGGAUACACACAGGACCAUGUGUGGCUGGAAUUGUAGGCUACAAGAUGCCCAGGUACUGCCUUUUUGGAGACACAGUAAACACAGCCUCGCGAAUGGAAUCCACCAGCCUGCCUCAGAAGAUCCAUGCCAGCUCUGCAACCUACCUGGCUUUGAUGAAAGACAAUGCAUAUGAGCUUCAAUUACGGGGAGAAAUCGAGGUGAAGGGGAAAGGAAAAAUGAACACCUACUGGUUAAUCGGCAACAAAAACUACAGUGUCCAGAAUGACAGCCUUGUGUGCCACUGGAAUCCGAACCUCCCCAGAAAGAAAAAGACCCCCAUAGGAAGUAACGUCUCAGUGGCAAAUUCCACUAUCACAGUACAGAGUGUGAGUGACAGAACCACGCCGGUUUCCCAGCCUGAGUCUUCUUAUGUACCCGAGCCAUCAGAGGUUACAAUGUGUGUGUCAGCUCAGGUGGAGAAUACUGUGGGUGACAACAGGGCGCUCGGUUCUAAGACGGGGGCUCUUCAGGAUGAGGAGAACGCCGCCAACACGCAAAUGAACAGAGAAACCUUGCUACCAGGCCUCGUGCCACACUGCUAGAGGGAAUUUCCAUAAUUAUAUUUAAUGCUUUUAAUGAUUUAAAUACAAUAGUACAUCACAACAAAGCAAGAAAACACUUUACAGACUCUCACUAUAGCAUCGUUCUCUCGAUAACCAAAAUUAAUCAGUUUUCUCUUCCUUCAUUCUCUGGAAUAUUUUCAGGAAAUAUUUACAGAAUGCACUAGAUCUACAUCCACAGGAAUAGCACUUUUUAUAAGCUUUGACAAUUACAGGAAUUUCUUACUAAAAUAUCUGAAUUUUCUUACCCUUCUAUGGUUAAUCAACAGUAUACCUUCACUUCUUCAUUAUUACAUUUCAUACAGCUGUCUGGGGUUAAAUUUAUAUAGUUUUACAGAAGUAAUAUACCU
Clarias gariepinus (North African catfish) is the source of this 2579-nucleotide messenger RNA. RefSeq lists its product as uncharacterized. The transcript has 8 exons. Gene Ontology annotation, biological process: cGMP biosynthetic process; intracellular signal transduction; receptor guanylyl cyclase signaling pathway. Lineage: Eukaryota; Metazoa; Chordata; Actinopteri; Siluriformes; Clariidae. The record is from RefSeq and is a predicted model, not a curated record. Gene Ontology annotation, molecular function: peptide receptor activity; guanylate cyclase activity. The coding region runs from base 76 to 2211 and encodes 711 amino acids.